Messenger RNA from Adineta steineri, 1836 nucleotides. The record is from the annotation of a GenBank genome assembly. NCBI's taxonomy places the organism in Eukaryota, Metazoa, Rotifera, Eurotatoria, Adinetida, Adinetidae.
AUGCCGGAUAUUACUACUCUUCAUAAUCUUUAUACAAACGAUCCAAAUGGUCUUUUGACUACUAUUACUGCUAUUUAUGAUCGUAUUGAAGGUAAAGACUUGAAUCCUGUAUGGAUUUCAAUUAUACCACGUGAAAAUGCAAUAGCCCGAGUAAAACAAUUAUCUCUUAUAACGAUCGAAGAACGUGUUAAACUUCCACUUUAUGGCAUUCCAUUCGCUGUAAAAGACAAUAUAGAUGUUGCUACAUUGUCCACUACAGCCGGAUGUCCAGCAUUUGCUUGUGGUCCAGUAGCUGAAAAUGCACCACUUGUUGAGAAACUCGAACAAGCAGGUGCAAUUCUUAUCGGUAAAACGAAUAUGGAUCAAUUUGCUACAGGUUUAGUAGGUACACGAUCGCCAUAUGGUGCCUGUGCAAGCGUUUUCAAUACAAACUAUAUCUCUGGUGGAUCAAGUUCAGGUUCUGCAGUAGCAGUAGCAAGUGGUUUAGUAACAUUUUCAUUGGGAACUGAUACAGCUGGAUCUGGUCGUAUACCAGCAAUGUUCAACAAUAUUAUUGGACUAAAACCUACUCGUGGAUUGUUAAGCGCACGUGGUGUAGUACCUGCUUGUCGUAGUCUUGAUUGUGUUUCUAUCUUUGCGGAAACAGCUUCCGAUGCCGCUAUUAUUCUAUCCGUAGCACGUGGAUUCGACGAAUUCGAUCCAUAUUCACGUAUACCAUCAGAUUCGUCGGGUGCAGCACCAUGGAUUAUUGCUCCAACUUUUCGCAUCGGUAUACCAACACUUAAUACACGUGAAUUCUUUCGCGACAUUCAUAAUCCUGUUCUUUUUCAAAAAGCAAUAAACGUAAUCAGUCAUGAUCUCAAUGGUGAAUUAAUUGAAUUCGAUCUUACACCAUUUCUUAAUGUCGCCAGUUUACUAUACAAAGGCCCAUGGGUAGCUGAACGUUACGCUGCUGUUGGUAGUUUUGUCGAUCAACAUCUAACAGAAAUAGAUCCAACUGUACGUACUAUUAUCACAAACGCAAAAGAUUACACAGCAGUAGACACAUUCAAUGCUAUUUAUGAACUUGAAAGAUUAAAGAAAAAAACGAAUAAAUUAUGGGAAAUAUUUGAUGUUAUGUUGGUACCAACUGCACCUCGAGCAUUUACAUUUGAUGAAAUUGCUGCAGCACCUAUCGAAUACAACAGUCAACUUGGAUAUUAUACAAACUUUGUAAAUCUACUCGAUCUCGCUGCAAUUGCUAUACCUGCUGGUAUACGUCCAGAUGGAUUACCAUUUGGUGUUACUCUAAUAAGUCAUGCAUUUACAGAUACAGCUCUUUUAAUACUUGGAGAUCGUAUACAUCGUUCACUUGCAACUAAUAUUGGUGGUUCAUCACGUUCCUUAGCAGAUACACCAAAAUUACUUUCGAUGGAUAAUCGUAUUUUGCCUUCAAAUUGCUUUCUUAUUGCUGUUAUUGGUGCCCAUCUUUCAGGUCAACCACUUAACUAUCAACUUACAGAACGAAAAGCUCGAUUGAUACGUACUUGUCGCACCAAUCAAGAAUAUCGGCUUUAUGCACUUAAAGAUGGUGUACCAGCCAAACCUGGUUUACUACAUGUGAAAAAUAGUGAAGGACGUGGAAUUGAACUCGAAAUUUGGGCUGUUCCUGCUGAUAAGAUAGCUAGUUUUAUUGCUAUGAUUCCAUCACCACUUUCUAUUGGUAGUAUUCAUCUCGAUGAUGGUCAAAUUGUCAAGGGAUUCUUAGUAGAACCAUCGGCUGUGAAUGAUGCACAAGAUAUUACACAUUUUGGUGGAUGGAGAUCUUAUCUCAACAGCAUCAAAGCAUCUUCAUAA